Molecule: messenger RNA, 699 nt
Organism: Sporisorium graminicola
Lineage: Eukaryota; Fungi; Basidiomycota; Ustilaginomycetes; Ustilaginales; Ustilaginaceae
Exons: 1
Coding region: 1-699 (232 amino acids)
Cellular component (GO): membrane
Source: RefSeq, a predicted model, not a curated record
AUGCAAGUCAUCCUCGUCAUUACUCCGGCGCUUUUCGCUGCAAUCGAUUUCGCCAUAUUAGGCAGGCUCUCAACCAUCUUUCCAGCACGCUACUCGCUUGUCAACCCAAAAUGGAUCGUACCUUUCUUUGUUGUUCUCGACGUUUCGUCGAUUGCCAUCCAGGGUGGCGGUUCCGGUGUUGCUGCUGGCGCCCAGUCGGAACGCGGGGACACAACUACGGGAGGCAACAUUGUCGUCGUCGGCCUUGCACUUCAGCUUGUUGGAUACAUCCUGUUCAACCUGUUGCUUCUCGUUUUUGUGCGACGUUGUUGCAAGGAUCCUCCCUCGCCGGACCUGUGGAACAAGCGCACAAAAGCCUUUAUUGCCGCCACCGCUCUUUCCAGCGCGUUCAUCUUUGUUCGAAGUCUCUUUCGUCUGAUCGAGAUGUGCGUGGGCUGGGAAGGCAUCAUCGCGCGAACCGAAUGGACAUUCUUUACUUUCGACGCUGCCAUGGUCACCAGCGCCGUCUACAUCUUGAACUUGUACAAUCCUGCUGCCUACUUGCCCAGCAACUUUUCGUGGAAGAGAAGCCGAAGCAAUCCGCACGACUUCAGUAAAGAUUUGAACCUGUCAGACAAGCCCCAUCCUCUUCCUUCCCCCAGCCAAUCCUCGGCAAACUCCCUGGAGGCUGGCCAAGAGUCGACUCCCGGGGCUUUUUAG